CCGCCCCACGGUUCCACUGAAUGGGAAAAUCAACAUAAAAUUUCGUAGAUUUUGUUUGAAAACAAAAACGAAAUGUCGGAAAACGAUGUGGACAAGUGGAUCGAGACGGUCAAGGAGUGCAAGUACCUGCCCGAGAACCAGUUAAAGAAACUCUGCGAGAUGGUCUGCGACAUACUGGUAGAGGAGUCAAACAUCCUGCCCGUCAGCACGCCGGUCACAGUCUGCGGAGACAUCCAUGGCCAGUUCUAUGACCUGGAACAGCUGUUCCGGACAGGCGGCCAGGUGCCGGACACCAACUACAUAUUCAUGGGCGACUUUGUCGAUCGUGGCUACUACUCCCUGGAAACGUUCACCCGCUUGCUGACCCUGAAGGCGCGCUACCCCAACCGGAUAACGCUGCUGCGCGGCAACCACGAGACCCGACAGAUCACCAAGGUGUAUGGCUUCUUCGACGAGUGCUUCAGCAAAUACGGCAAUGCCAAUGGUUGGAAGUACUGCUGCAAGGUCUUUGAUCUGCUCACCAUCGCUGCCAUCAUCGACGAGGAAGUUUUGUGCGUGCACGGCGGCCUGAGUCCAGAGAUCAUCACUUUGGAUCAAAUCCGGACAAUUGAACGGAAUGGCGAGAUACCGUACAAGGGUGCGUUCUGCGAUCUGGUUUGGUCAGAUCCCGAGGAUAUGGAGUUCUGGGGCCAAAGUCCACGCGGCGCUGGCUGGCUGUUCGGUCACAACGUGACCAAGGACUUUAUGGCGAUCAAUAAUCUGGAUUUGAUCUGUCGUGCUCAUCAACUGGUCAACGAGGGCAUCAAGUAUAUGUUCGAGGGCAAGCUGGUGACUGUGUGGUCGGCGCCCAACUAUUGCUAUCGGUGCGGAAACGUGGCGGCGAUCCUAAGCUUCGACACAGCGCAACAGCGGCAGACGAAGAUCUUUGUGGCGGUGCCGGAUGGAGAACGAGUGAUACCAAAGCAGAACACGACGCCGUACUUCCUGUAAAUCAACCUAUUGUGUUCCAUGAAACGAAUAUAUCCGCCCAGUCAACCAGAGGAGAUUAUGUACGUACGCUUUUUGGACGCAGUGCGGAGAGCAGCCUUCGGGCCUGAGUCUACCUUUACCGCCUAUAUUGCCUUUAACGAAACGUAAAAACGAACACAACAACACUCAAAUGUAUCAUAUCUAUUUAGUUAGAUUAAAAAGUGUAUCCUUCAUUUAGUUUUAUAUGUUAUUAAACAUAAAUUAAACUUCGAACUUUAACGUCUUCUUUAGAGAAAGACUUUCUUUCGGUA
This is a messenger RNA of Drosophila kikkawai, 1280 nucleotides long. RefSeq names its product serine/threonine-protein phosphatase 6 catalytic subunit-like. The record is from RefSeq and is a predicted model, not a curated record. Gene Ontology annotation, molecular function: protein serine/threonine phosphatase activity. Gene Ontology annotation, biological process: G1/S transition of mitotic cell cycle. NCBI's taxonomy places the organism in Eukaryota, Metazoa, Arthropoda, Insecta, Diptera, Drosophilidae. Gene Ontology annotation, cellular component: cytoplasm.